ACAUUUGGAGACGUUCUUAGAAUAAAUCUAGUGUUAACAAUUGGAAAAUAUUGCAAUAGACUAUUGCUAAUUCAACCAAUGGAAAUUGUUGUGGCAUUCUAGAUAAGUCGGGGCGCAGUGCUUUUGCUUAUUAAUCUCGUCUCAUGCCAAUCAUACGUGGAAGCAUUUUGAGGACUGCAUCUGUGAUAUUUGUCAAAAUCUUGGAAGUGAAGUGUGAGUGACAGUUGUCUCAAUAAAACUGAAAUGUAGAAGUGAAGAAGUGAAGAAGUAAAGAAAUGAAAAAGUGAAGAAGUGAAGAAGUGAAGAGGUGAAGAAGUGAAGAAGUGAAGAAGUGAAGAAGUGAAGAAGUGAAGAAGUGAAGAAGUGAAGAAGUGAAGAAGUGAAGAAGUGAAGAAGUGAAGAAGUGAAGAAGUGAAGAAGUGAAGAAGUGAAGAAGUGAAGUAGUGAAGAAGUGAAGAAAUAAAGAAGUGAAGAAGUGAAGAAGUGAAGUAGUGAAGAAGAAGCUAAGACCAUACAAACGUAGGGAAACAGUGAUGAACUAUUAAAAAGGUGAAGAUCAAGACGAAGUUGAAGGAAGGUUAAACAUAUGUGAAUGUGAAAGUUUGCGACAAAAAGUUUUACCGGGCAGAGCUAUGUUGUGCACAUAAGUAAAAGAUAAAAGUACAAUUUCUUAAUUAAGACCUAAUGAAGAUUUGCAAAAGACGAAAUUUCUAAUCAUUGGAAACGAUUUUAAACUGAUUUUUGCAAGCUGAAGUGAUUGUUACAAAACUUUUCUGAUUUAGAGGCUCUAACAGAAGACAAUAAACUCCCAGAGAAAAGCAAAUUGAAAUGGAAAUUUGAUUUUUACUGGUUUUUUUAACUUAAGCUGAAAAGGAGCAAAACAUGACGACUUCAGACCAAACCUUCAUAGUUUUUGCAUGUCUUGCAUUGGUGGCAUUUGCAAACGGUAUUACAAGGUUGCCUUGUAAAACCCACGGCGAUUUCAGCAUCAUUCUUGAUGAUAUAAAGGACGCAGGGCCUGUCGGGAAGACAGUGACGUCAGCAACCAGAAGAGCCUGCGCUCUAGAAUGUCUCUCGUGGCCAAGCUGCAAGUCCCUCAACUUCAAGAAAGAAACAAAUUCAUGCGAUUUGCUUGAAAGAAAUUUGACGGAGAGUGGAAUAAAUUUGAUGCAAGACAUUGGCUCUGUUUACAUGACAACAGAAGAAGACCAAAUGAACCAAGGUCCAAUCUGCAAAGCAUUCAUGCCAUGCCAGAACGGUGGCACAUGCCAAGAUGCAUGCAACAGUAAAGGAUACACGUGCACAUGUGUCCCGCUUUACACUGGGUACCACUGCGAGAACAUUAAAGUAAAUUCUACAGUAUUUCAACGACGAGUUUCGGCUGACGUCGAUUUCUACCGCGAUUGGGCUUCAUAUAAAGUCGGAUUUGGUGAUCCAUCAGGGAGUUUCUGGCUUGGCUUGGACAAAUUACACCAGUUGGCAAAGCCUGGCGCAGGCGCAAAGCUCCGCAUCGACUUGAAAGUUAGGACUGGUGAGAGCUAUUACGCAGAGUACAGUAAAUUCGAAGUCGAAAAUGAGGCCGCUGGUUAUCGAAUGACUGUUUCUGGAUUCACUGGUAAUGUACAUGACGCAAUGGCAUAUCAUAGUGGGAGCAAAUGGACCACUUACGACAGAGACAACGACUUGAGAUCCAGUUCCAAUUGUGGCGCUUACUUUAAAGGUGCUUGGUGGUACUAUAAUUGCUAUCAAGCAAACUUGAAUGGAAUUUUUUUAAGACCAGGAGAGGUAGAGUCUAAUACAAAUUGCAGAUGGUAUGAUAUUAAAGAUAUAACAUUUAGCGAAAUGAAAGUCAUAUGAGGAAAGCUGAAAGGGGAGACUUGGUUCAGCGAGAUGAAAGCCAAGGUUAAAUAAAUUUUAUUUGACUAAAAUUCUCGUUUGUUUUUCCAGAAUGCGAGGUAGGAGGCAUUGCUUUCUCCUCAGAGACCUUGGCAGUGAAAAUAUAACGAAUUUUUGAUUGCACUAGGGAUAACUUUCUUGAUUUGGUAAUUUAAGCAAAUAAGCUUUCAAUUUUAAACAGAAUUUGCGAUUGCUUUUUGGAAAACCCACUUAUAGCCACAACUGUGCAAUUAGGAAAAUAACCUGGCUAAAAGAUAACGUCAAAAAUAUAUCGAUAGAUUCGGAAUUUCGACCGAAUGUACUCCAACGUUUAAAGCUACUAGCCUCGCUUACAGAAAAUGUCAUGUGAAUAUUAGAGGCGGGAAGGAAGGACGCGAGAGAUGUGCCUAGUGGGGUAUUCAUAUGUUUUUAGGGGUAAGGUGCUCAGGCUGGGGUACAAAAUCAUCAACCCUAGAAAAUAAUUUUAGAAAGUGGUUUAGAUUUUCCAGUAAUCAUCCAAAUUUUCAACUACUCUUCCUAAAGCAAUGUUGCUUAUACAAUGACACAUUUGCAGGGCCAACAAAAUGUAAAAAAUAUUUCUUUCUUUUGUCUCUAUUCCUACUGAAGGCUGUGUGAUCCAAAUACUGGGAAAGUGCAGCCCCUAAAAAAUGUUUUAUCGUAUAAACUGAAUUAUUUAUUCAUUUUAAAGUAUACUUAAGUGUAUUCGCUUCUUUUGUUCAGGUAAUAUUUUAUUUCGUUGCAUUUCUUGUAUGUUGUAUAUUUUUAGUUAUAUAAUCGAAAGAGUUUAGAAAAGAUUUAAAAAUGAAUCACUGCAAUAAACAUGGCGUAGUGAUAAAAGAGCUUAGAUUAGGGGGCUCAGGUUAGAGGACUCAUUUUAGGGGGUUCAACCCUCUUUAUAAUGCCAAAAGGUGACCAUUGUUUUCUUAAUGCCCUUAAUAGCUCCUUUUUGAUAGCACCACAUUUAUUUUCAUAGCAUGAUAUAAAACGAGACAGAACAGUUGUAUCUUCCCAAGGAGUAAUAUUUUCUCGACCUGCCCUCACCCCCUCACUCCCUCACCACCCCUCACCCCCUUCCCCCCAUCGAUUCUCGCCCUUUAGCUUGAGUUUUGUUCAAGCUGUAUCAACUCGGUUAUGGAAGCUGUAUCUACCGUCAUGCAAUAGUCAUUACAGCACAAGAGAGGGGGGAAUACUCUAUUUUCCUGCCAAAUUUACUUCCCGCGCAAGAUAUUUUCCCGUUAGAUAUCUCCCCAAAUUUACUUUCCCCGUACGUAUGAAAUGGUAUUUAUCUAUCUUAUCUCAAGAAAUAUACAAACAAGUUCCAAUAAAUUCAACUGCUUGAGUUUGCACAUACUUUUCACCUAGUUUUUUUGAAUAAGCGCACCAUGUGUAUUGUGUAAGUCGUUAUUGAAAACGUGAAAUGACAGAGGGCCAAGUUCUGAUCCUUGAGAUACACCAUAGGUUGUCUUCAUUGAUUGUUAACUAUUGAUUUCUGUUAGGCAGAUAUGAUUUAAGGCAGAUUAAAACAUUUUCUUUCACUUUAUAAAUGCUUUAUUUAGCAAGCAUAUAACUUGUAUGUAAUUCCUCUUUAGAAACAUCUUUUUAUCACAUCAUAGUCACUCAAGUUUGUCUCGAACAUGAUGCAAAAACUCCUACACACACACAGAACUGCAAUCUUGGCCAAAAAUGCUAACACACAUGCAAAAAAAGAAGCUACUUACUAAUCACCCACCCCCCCCUUCCCCUUAAAUCAAUGUUGGGAUUGGAUUGGUAGCCAAUGUAGUAAUCCCCACUUAUUCCGUAACCAUCUUAACCAACAUUGACCCUGGGGGGAAGGGGGUUUAAGUCACCCAUGAAGAUAUAGCACGCGAAUUCCUUUUUUGUUCAAAUGUCUUAGCUAUUUUUGGCCAGGAGUGUGGUUUAGAGAAUUGUUUUUGUCAAUGGUUAAAAAGGUUUUGUUGACAAAAACAAAAACUAAGUUCACAACUUUCAACAAUCAAACAAAAUAGAUGAUAAUUUGCAUAGAUCUAGCACUUUGAAAGAGAUACCACAUCAAAGUUUUUGAAAAUCACAGUCUCAGCUACAAUCCCUGACAAAAUAUUUGGAACACUGACGUCAUUUUCCAAGGUCGAAAUUAAUUAUCCCUCUCCCCCCCCCCAGAAUAAUAGGGGUUCACUAUGAAACGGGCUAGGAUUUUAGGAAACACUUUCUUUUGCCCUUCUUUUAUGAUAUUUUUCUUAAUUAUCAAACAUGUUUCGGGGAAAGGAGUCCGGAAAUAGGAGCAUCCGGGAAAAGAAUUGAAAAAUACAAAAACACAACGCAAGUUGUUUGGUAUUUCAAGUACUUUUGGCAAUGAUUGUAAGUUACUAGCGUCGCAUUUUAGUACAUUCAGCUUCAGACAAAAUAUUGUCACAACCGGUGGCAAUCACAUUGCCCAAUUUAGGCCCGGUUCACGAUACCGGAUUCAAUUCAUACCGGAUUCGUUUUAUACCAGAUAGGCAUUCUGCUUAAACGUUGAGAAUCCAAUUCGAUAAGGUUUCGCUCCGCUUUCGGGGAGUUGAACCGCCUUGCUUCGAAAGUGGCAUGAACUGAAUCCGAUAUGCAUCGGAUUGAACAGAGUACACGUGUAAACGCUCGAAUCUGGUAUCAUGUGCUCCGCAACAUUCAGUUACAAAUUCUGUGAUCUCGACCCCCAAUUUGGUGCGCUUUUUCAACAACUUGUGGUUUCAUAAAAAGAAAAAGAAUGGCGGCUGAUAAAAUGAAGUUUUUUUUCACAAUGAUAGGUCCUGAAUGCAUUUUGCCUAUUACUAUACAUCUUAUUGCUCUGAUUUCAAGUUACUGUUUAUCUUUAAGAAGAGAGUGGGUUUGGAGAACACUUUCUUUGACUUAAACAAACUUUUCAAGCCAGCACCUCUUUCUUGACUUUUUUCCUUUCCCUACAAUUUUUCUCCGUUUCAGUGCACUCGCGUGGCAGGAGAUUUUUGGUGCGCUUCAAAUAGCAAAGCAGAGGCUCUGAAACAAAAGACUACAACUUCGUUGUUCUGAUUUUUGGCGUCAUCUAAAUUCUCAAACGUUGCUGUUGUUGCGAGUGGGUCAGAAGUUUUCCGGGUUUCGGGAUUUCCAUUAAUUCGCAGGUGGGUCAAAAGAUACCCGGGUUAAAACUGACCCUCUCUGAGACCCGUUUUCAAACUUAUUCGGGUUAGUGGGAACGCGACGCAUAA
This is a messenger RNA of Rhopilema esculentum, 5114 nucleotides long. Lineage: Eukaryota; Metazoa; Cnidaria; Scyphozoa; Rhizostomeae; Rhizostomatidae. The record is from RefSeq and is a predicted model, not a curated record.